UGGUCCUUUUCGCGCGAAAAGUGAGGCGCGUCAGAAAGAAGAAGCAGCAGAAACAGCAGCAGAAGAAGAAGAAGAAGCAGCAGCAUGGCGGAUUCUUCAGAGUCGUUCCACAUGGCCACCAGUCCGAGCCGAGCCUCCCGGAGAGGAGACAUGACGUCCAGCCCCGGGCGAGACCUGCCCCCCUUUGAGGACGAGUCUGAGGGCCUGCUGGGGGACGAGGCGCUCCCCGUGGAGGAGGAGGAGGACGGGGACGGGGAGGAGCUGAUCGGGGACGGCAUGGAGAGGGACUACCGAGCCAUCCCGGCUCUGGAUCAGUACGAGGCCGAGGGUCUGGACCUGGACGACGAGGAUCUGUCGGAGAUGUCCCCCGGAGCCCGGGCCGCCGCCGAGGAGGCCAUGAGGAGGAGGGACAGGGAGCAGGGAGUCAGCGGGAGGCUGAGGAAAGGCCUGCUCUACGACAGCGAAGAUGAGGAUGACGAGCGGCCGGCGGCUCGGCGGAGGCGUCUGGCUGAGCGAGCGGCGGAGGGCGUGGCAGACGGAGAAGAAGAGGAGAUGAUCGAGAGCAUCGAGAACCUGGAGGACAUGAAGGGUCACACGGUGAGGGAGUGGGUCUCCAUGGCGGCGCCUCGCCUCGAGAUCUACAACCGCUUCAAGAACUUCCUGCGGACCCACGUGGACGAAAACGGCCACAACGUGUUCAAGGAGAAGAUCAGCGACAUGUGCAAAGAGAACAAGGAGAGUCUGGUGGUGAACUACGAGGACCUGGCAGCCAGAGAACACGUUCUGGCCUACUUCCUGCCAGAAGCUCCCACGGAGAUGUUGAAGGUCUUCGAUGAAGCAGCUAAAGAGGUGGUGCUGGCCAUGUACCCCAAAUACGACCGCAUCGCCCACGAGAUCCACGUCCGCAUCUGCAACCUGCCCCUAGUGGAGGAGAUCCGCUCCCUCAGGCAGCUGCACCUGAACCAGCUGAUCCGGACCAGCGGCGUGGUGAGCAGCUGCACCGGCGUCCUGCCUCAGCUCGGCAUGGUCAAGUACAACUGCAACAAGUGCAACUUCGUACUGGGACCCUUCUUCCAGAACCAGAACCAGGAGGUGAAACCGGGCUCCUGUCCAGAGUGUCAGUCCCUGGGGCCCUUCGAGAUCAACAUGGAGCAGACCGUGUACCAGAACUACCAGAGGAUCACCCUCCAGGAGAGCCCCGGUAAAGUCGCCGCCGGCCGCCUGCCGCGCUCCAAAGACGCCAUCCUGCUGGCCGACCUGGUGGACCACUGCAAACCCGGAGACGAGAUCGAGCUGACGGGCGUCUACCACAACAACUACGACGGCUCUCUGAACAUGGCCAACGGCUUCCCCGUGUUCGCCACCGUCAUCUUAGCCAAUCACAUCACACGCAGAGACCAGGGCGUCGCCGUGGCCGAGCUCACCGACGAGGACGUCAAAGCCAUCGUCGCCCUGUCCAAGGACGAACGCAUCGGGGAGCGGAUCUUCGCCAGCAUGGCGCCGUCCAUCUACGGCCACGAGGACAUCAAGCGAGGUCUGGCCCUGGCGCUGUUCGGAGGAGAGCCCAAAAACCCAGGAGGGAAACACAAAGUGAGAGGAGACAUCAACGUCCUGCUGUGUGGAGACCCGGGAACCGCCAAGUCCCAGUUCCUCAAGUACGUGGAGAAGGUUUCCAGUCGGGCGGUCUUCACCACGGGUCAGGGCGCCUCCGCCGUCGGUCUGACCGCCUACGUCCAGAGACACCCGGUCACCCGCGAGUGGACGCUGGAGGCCGGAGCGCUGGUUCUGGCCGACCGCGGCGUCUGCCUGAUCGACGAGUUCGAUAAGAUGAACGACGCGGACCGCACCAGUAUCCACGAGGCCAUGGAGCAGCAGAGCAUCUCCAUCUCCAAAGCCGGCAUCGUCACCUCGCUGCAGGCCAGGUGCACCAUCAUCGCCGCCUCCAACCCCAUCGGCGGCCGGUACGACCCGUCGCUCACCUUCUCUGAGAACGUGGACCUGACGGAACCCAUCGUGUCCAGGUUUGACUGUCUGUGUGUCGUCAGAGACACCGUGGACCCUGUUCAGGACGAGAUGUUGGCGCGCUUCGUGGUCGGCUCCCACAUCAAGCAUCACCCUAGCAACAAGGAAGGGGGCGUGGCCUUGGAGGAGGUGGUUCUGCCCAACACGUCUGACGUUCCUCCGAUUCCCCAGGUGCUGCUGAGGAAGUACAUCAUCUACGCCAAAGAGCGGAUUCACCCCAAACUGAACCAGAUGGAUCAGGACAAGGUGGCUCGCAUCUACAGCGACCUCCGCAAGGAGUCCAUGGCCACAGGCAGCAUCCCCAUCACGGUCCGUCACAUCGAGUCCAUGAUCCGCAUGGCCGAGGCCCACGCCAAGAUCCACCUGAGGGACUACGUUCUGGAGGACGACGUCAACAUGGCCAUCAGGGUGAUGCUGGAGAGCUUCAUCGACACGCAGAAGUUCAGCGUGAUGAGGAGCAUGAGGAAGACGUUCUCUCGUUACCUGGCCUUCCGGCGGGACAACAACGAGCUGCUGCUCUUCAUCCUCAAACAGCUGGUGGCCGAGCAGGUGGCCUAUCAGAGGAACCGAUACGGAGUCCAGAACGACACCAUCGAGGUCGCAGAGAAAGACCUGCAGGACAAGGCCAGACAGAUCAGCAUCCACAACCUGACGUCGUUCUACGACAGCGACGUCUUCCGAUCCAAUAAGUUCAGCCACGACGGGAAGAAGAAACUGAUCCUGCAGCAGUUCUAGGAGCCCCCCCCUUGUUUCAGGGGCCAAUCGUAAUGCUGCACUCGAGGAGGAGGCGGGGCUACAUGUAGCUCUGAGGAAGCAGACAGAACAACAACCGACACAAACGUGUUCACGAUGCAGCUUUACAUGUUCUGUUGACCCCAUGUGGUCUUAAAGAUCACGUGAUCAUCUGGUCAUGUGAUCAUCUGAUCAUGUGAUCAUCUGGUCAUGUGAUCAGCUGAUCAUGUCUGUGGUGAAGAGUCUGGUUCCAGAAUGAGAGCUAAGGUUAAAGUAGUAACAGACACACACUCUGGAGGUCUCCUCUCUGGUGGCUGAUUGUAAAUAAAUGUACAUGUUUGUGUUUGUGGGUUUAUUGUUUCUGUUCCUGUCUGUUGUUGAGAUGGAGGACAUUUACAGACUCCAGGUUUUUGUAUUUCAAGCUUCUUCAGCUGUUCUGAAGAGAAUGUAGCAGGAAGUUAAACCUCAACUUCAGAUAAAAUAAAAUGUUUCUUGAUGACCACUGA
Molecule: messenger RNA, 3260 nt
Organism: Anoplopoma fimbria (sablefish)
Lineage: Eukaryota; Metazoa; Chordata; Actinopteri; Perciformes; Anoplopomatidae
Gene: mcm2
Product: minichromosome maintenance complex component 2
Exons: 20
Coding region: 85-2757 (890 amino acids)
Biological process (GO): double-strand break repair via break-induced replication; DNA replication; mitotic DNA replication initiation
Cellular component (GO): nucleus; MCM complex
Molecular function (GO): ATP binding; single-stranded DNA binding; 3'-5' DNA helicase activity
Source: RefSeq, a predicted model, not a curated record